Molecule: messenger RNA, 1648 nt
Organism: Salvia splendens (bonfire salvia)
Lineage: Eukaryota; Viridiplantae; Streptophyta; Magnoliopsida; Lamiales; Lamiaceae
Product: ankyrin repeat and SOCS box protein 5-like
Exons: 12
Coding region: 57-1367 (436 amino acids)
Molecular function (GO): protein binding
Source: RefSeq, a predicted model, not a curated record
UUUAACACUAGCCGUUAAAAUAGAAACAGAGUUUGUUUUCAGAGAAAUUGAAGGCCAUGGAUUCUUCUUCUGAAAUUGUUGGUGCAUCGAUUAUCGAAGCUGGUGCUAGUGGAGACCUUUACCAGCUUAAGGCAAUUAGAAACAAGUUUGCUGAUGAGUGGGAGUUCCGCAAGAUAUGCGAUCAAUAUAGCGAUUUCUCCACUGGUCGGAAUGUCUUGCAUCACGCGGUUGGAAUCGGACAUUUUGAUGUUUGUAAAUUCUUGAUAAAGACCGUCGGAGUUCAUAUUGAUGCAGUCACUUACAAGAGGGAUACUCCUCUGGCAAAAGCUGUCAAAGGGGACCAUGUCAAAAUUGUGGAGUUUCUCAUCAAACAUGGUGCUAAAAUUAGUCUUGCAAAUGUUGAGGGAUUCACUCCGUUGCACUAUGCAGCUCAAAAUGGCAAUAGGGAGCUUGUGGAUUUUUUGGUGAAGGAAGGUGCUUUAAUAGAAGCAGAUUCUGCAGAUGGAUCACCUUUACAAAUUGCUGUUUCUCAUGGAAAUGUGGAGACUGUCAAGGCUCUCUUGUCUCAUGGUGCAAAACCAAAUUUUUGUUGUGCAGUUGUGGACACCCCUCUUAUAUGUGCAGUCAAGUCUGGCUCAUUCGAAUGCAUGAGAUUGCUGCUUGAGGCUGGUGCGAACCCAAACGAUUAUUAUGCUGGAUUAAGUACUCUGGCAUCUGCUGUAAAAGAAGGCAACACAGAAUUUCUUAAGUAUUUGCUUAAAGCUAAAGCAGAUCCAAAUUCAUCUAACAAAGAUUUCUUUAAACCGAUUGAGAUUGCUGCUAUGGUGCAAAAUCGUGCAGCUGUGGAGAUUUUGUUUCCAGUGACUGAACAGCUUGCACAUUAUCCAACAAAUUGGACCGUCGAUGGCCUAAUGGAGGGCGUUCAUAUUGAAGGAUUUAAAACAAUGAUGGAUAAGAGAAUCACUCGCCGCUUGACUGCACUAGAUCUUGGAGGGUUGCGUGACGCGGGCAAUAAGGAUUUCUACCGUGCAAUCUAUCAGUAUAGAAUGGCUUCUUGCAUUGAUCCAUGUAAUGCCACAUGGGUAUCAAAUCGAAGCCUGUGGGAAGCGCGAGUGGGUAAAUGCGUGCAUUCUCUGAUAGAUGCUCAGAAAUGCAUUAGACUCAAGCCAGACCUCCCCGUCCCCGUUCCUCUAAACAAUGGUGCUGCAGCAAAUGAGAUAUUCAAGAAAUUCCUCUACGCAUGCCUUGCGUUCUUGUUGGAUCCUUACAAUGAGGCAAUGUGUGAUGCAUUUAGACUUAGUUUGUUUGAUUUCUUUGCUUGGUUGAUUCAGAUGAGCAGCCCAGAUGAGAUUUUGAGAUUUAGGUGAUGAUUUGCAUUGCAGAAUUUCCUCAUAUACAUUCAAAUAAAUGAUAACGUAAUACUCCUUUGAGCAAGUCAAAAUUGGAAGAAAAAAAUGUUGUGACGUUCAUGAAAAUUGAAUGAGUUGCUCAAAAUUGGAAGAUAUAAAAUGUUGUCACGUUCAUGAAAAUUGAAUGAGUUCCCUUUGAGUUAAUUAUUUUAUUGCAUGUAUCUCCAAAAAUCUUGUAAUAGUAGUAUGCAUAGAGACACGAAUCCUAUUUCUGCACACACAAUCGCUUAAUAAUUGUU